UGUCCCCCGGAAGUGAAGCCACGAUCGGACAGCCAGCAGCAGCACACGUGAAAACAGAAAAAAGCUAAAUAAGAGAGACCUUCGACACGAGAUGGACGUCACAGAGGUCCCAGGUGGUCAGUCUGACAGCGGGAAGAAGUGGAUGAAAAGGACACCGAAGAAGAAGAAGGGUGGACAUGGAGAAAAGCGCGGAGCGGACAGGAAGGUGGAGGAAGAGGAGGACGAGAAGAAGAUGGAGACCAGUGAGGGAGUCUUCCCCCCGAACUUCAGCGUGUCUGAGAUCAAGAACAAGCAGAGGAGACACCUCAUGUUCAUGAAGAUAAAGCAGGAGAAGAGGAAGGUAAAGCUGCAGGUGAAGAAAAAGAAGAAAAAAGAAAGGGAAGCUCUCGGUGACAAGGCACCACCCAAAGAGGUCCCAAAGACCAUAGAGAAUCAGCGGGUGUACGAUGAGACAACAGUUGACCCAGAGGAUGAGGAGGUUGCCUUUGACGAAGGAACUGAUGAGUUUUCUGCUUAUUUCAACGGGCUCACAAACCCCAAAGUGCUCAUCACAACAUCAGACAGACCCAGGGGGCGGACGGUGAGGUUUUGCGAGCAGCUGGCCACGGUGGUCCCCAACGCCCACGUGUACUACCGACGAGGUUUGGCCCUGAAGAGGGUCAUUCCACAGUGCGUGGCCAGGAACUUCACCUACCUCAUGGUCGUCAACGAGGAUCGCAAGAUGCCAAACGGUUUGGUUCUCUGUCACCUUCCUGAUGGGCCGACUGCACACUUCAAGGUCAGCAGUGUCCGACUUCGGAAGGAGAUAAAGAGACGGGGUAAAGAUCCCACAGAACACUCACCAGAGGUGAUCCUCAACAACUUCUCCACGCGCCUCGGGCACAGCAUCGGCCGGCUGUUCGCUGCUCUCUUUCCUCAAGACCCCCAGUUCAUAGGACGACAGGCGGCCACCUUCCACAACCAGAGAGACUUCAUCUUUUUCAGAUUCCACAGGUACAUCUUCAAGAAUGAGAAGAAAGUUGGCAUUCAGGAGCUGGGACCACGCUUCACCCUCAAGCUGCGCUCUCUACAGAAAGGCACCUUUGACUCCAAGUUUGGAGAGUACGAGUGGGUCCUGAAGCGCCAUGAGAUGGAUGCCUGCAGACGGAAGUUCCAGCUUUGAGCACAUGAGAGGGAUUCGGUUAUUAAGAUAUUGCAGCGGUUUGUGGAUUUUACACAAAUUGACUUUACAGCGGAUGCCCCAGAUGCUUUGAGGAAAACCAGCCGUACCUGUGAUUGCGUCACAAGUUUCCCUGAAAAAGGAUUUCUCUAAAGGUGCAUCUACAAAGACUUUUGGAAAUUAAAUGUGAGACGAGAACAGCUAGGACUUUCACCCGGUCUGCUGUCGGACAAAAGGAGGAGACAAGCAGGCGCCCCAUCAAUCUGAAACCUCUGACCGGCAUGUUUAUGUAGAAGUUGUGUUGUGUUCAAUUCCUAUGUAAUUUUUCUUCACAAGCUGUAUGUAAGUGGCCACAGUGUAACAGUCACAGGAGUUUCAAGUAAAAUACAAACAUAUUUCUAAAUAUGUGUAUACUUUUAUUAAAACUUUCAACUAUGGAAAUAC
Messenger RNA from Limanda limanda (common dab), 1603 nucleotides. It is a transcript of the gene rpf1, whose product is annotated as ribosome production factor 1 homolog. The transcript is spliced from 9 exons. The record is from RefSeq and is a predicted model, not a curated record. Lineage: Eukaryota; Metazoa; Chordata; Actinopteri; Pleuronectiformes; Pleuronectidae. Gene Ontology annotation, cellular component: nucleolus; preribosome, large subunit precursor. The coding region runs from base 92 to 1162 and encodes 356 amino acids. Gene Ontology annotation, molecular function: rRNA primary transcript binding. Gene Ontology annotation, biological process: maturation of 5.8S rRNA; maturation of LSU-rRNA.